AGUAAAAAUCACAUUCUCAGUAGUGAAAUCGGAACAAUGAAGGCAGCUACAGGAAUCGCCGUGCUACUAGCCCUUGUGGCCCUGGCAGGAGCCAACCCGCGACCGGAUCUGCGCGACAAGGCUCGCGAACAUUGGGAAGCCCUGCCAGAAGAGGUGCGCAAUGAACUUCUGGACGCCUUCGAGAACCACCGCAAGCCGUCGGAAGCUUUCUUCGACCGUGUUCGUUCCCAUCUGCUGAAGCUUCUGGAGAACCCCGAAAUCGCCGAGUUCGCCGAGCGUCAAUAUGAACGGGCUCUGCGUUUGCUUCCGCUCGAACUGCGGGCUGAUGUGAAUGCAGUGGUGCAGGGUUGGCUCAUCAAUGGAGGUGUCCCGCAAGCCAGUGAGGCACUGCGUACCAAGCUUGCGGAUCACUUCCGUCAGCUGAAGGCGGUUCACUUCGAGCGCUUUCUCUCGGUACUAAGCCCGGAACUGCGAGAGGAAGUCCAGGCCGUGAUUCAGCAAGUGAUGCAGGGUGCCCAGCCACAGUUCAAUCCCGAGCUGUUUGAGCGCGUUCGUGAGCACGUCCAGCAGCUGAAGGUGACGCAUGCACUGUAAGUGCAAUCUGACGCACGAUUUGCAUUGUGGACAGAUUUACGAUUGAUCGAAAAAAAAAACAUUGUCUUGCUAUUGCUGAAUAAUUAAACGUAGCUUCCUUUCGAUAUUG
Molecule: messenger RNA, 703 nt
Organism: Anopheles cruzii
Lineage: Eukaryota; Metazoa; Arthropoda; Insecta; Diptera; Culicidae
Exons: 1
Coding region: 37-594 (185 amino acids)
Source: RefSeq, a predicted model, not a curated record